Molecule: messenger RNA, 423 nt
Organism: Alternaria burnsii
Lineage: Eukaryota; Fungi; Ascomycota; Dothideomycetes; Pleosporales; Pleosporaceae
Exons: 1
Coding region: 1-423 (140 amino acids)
Source: RefSeq, a predicted model, not a curated record
AUGUCACCCAGUCCCGCAAUCGGCGCGUUUGUCUGCCCACUUAUCAAGGAUUCCAAACACUACAAAAUGACGUCCGCUAUCGAAUCUGGUACGUGCAUCUACCUAUACAACACUCAAAGACACCACACGACGAUAUAUGAUCCCGAGCUCGGCACGAGCGCCUGUGAAUGCAGCCGCCAAAAGUCCAAGUUCCACAGCGUGAUCAAGAAGAUAUCAUAUUGCAUAAUCGUCUGCGCCCACGUCUCCGCCGCCAUAACCACAUUCAUCGCUAGCUUCCUCACAAUUAUGAGCUGGAAACAUCCUCAUACUGUACAACAAUGGUUUGAGAAUGGAUCGUGGGGGGUCGUCAUCUGGAGCUUGUUUAUCGUGAACGUCUGCAUGUGCUUGGUAUUGGAAGUCUCGUAUACGAUGCUCGAUAAGUAG